CCACGCCCCGUGCCGAACCCCGCUCCGCUCCCCGAGAGCGCAGGAACGGAGCGCGGGGUAACCCCCAUUUCCCUGCGGGAUUUUCUGCCCCGAUGGCAAGGGACGAGCGGGCGACGCUGCUGGAGGUUCACCAGGCACUCCCGGAGGAGCAAUUCCAGAACCUGAAGUUCCUGCUGGAAGAGCAAAUUCCUGCCGGGCUUCUGCUCCCGGCAUCGCGCCCCGAGUUGUGCCGGAUCCUCCUCCAGCGCUUCCCGGGGAAUUCCCUGGGUGUGACCGCCGGGAUCCUGCGGCAGCUCGGACGCCUUGACCUCAUCCAGCGCUUCCAGCUGCCCCUGGAAGAGCAAAUCCCGGAGAAAAUUCCGUGGGAACCUAACGGGGACACCCCCAAUGUGAGGGGGGACCCCACUUCAGGACAUGAUGCUGGAGGGAUUCCAGCUCCACCCAUGAAUCCCCGGCGUUUGACGGAGAAGGAUUUGAUGAAAGUUGCCCAAAGAUUGGGAAGAGAGUGGCAGGAGUUGGGAAUUCUGCAUCUAGGGCUGGAGCGGAGCCGGCUGGAACAGAUCCAGGAGGAAAAUCCCAGCAAUCCUGUCCUGUGGAAUUUUGAGAUGCUGCGGGCAUGGCAGCGCCGGGAGCGACAUGAAGCCACAGCAUCCCAGCUCCUAGCCUGCCUUGAGCACGCCCAGCUCGAUCCUGGAAUCCUCGACUUCCUCCAGAGCCUCCAGGAGAAUUGAGGAACCCCUAAAGUCCAUUUCUGGGGGAGGGGAGUGAUAGCAAAUUAAUAUAAAAUUGGGACCAUUAAAUACUGUUUUAUUCCAUGAAUGUGGAAUUUUGGGAUCAAGCGCCGAGAACAUCCAUCUUUACUACUGAUUUAAAGAUUCCAGAAGGAAGUCUGGGCUCUGCUCCACUUCCUCAGGGAUGGACGCAGCAGGUUUUGUGGUAGUCUCACAAGAGUUUUUUGGGUGCUGACAGAUCCUCUUCCAUACAAAUUCCAGCCUCUGGAGCUUCAAGAAGUCGUAGGAAUGUCAGGAGAGUCACAAGGCCACUACAUCCUAAUCCCAGAAUCCACAACCUCCUCUGGAGCUUCCAGGGGAAUUGAGGGACCCCCUACACCCCAAACCCCAUUUCAAGGGUGGGGUUAUAUCAAAUUAUUAUCAGAUCAGGACCAUUAAAUGCGCUUUUAUUCCAUAA
Lonchura striata (white-rumped munia) is the source of this 1188-nucleotide messenger RNA. NCBI's taxonomy places the organism in Eukaryota, Metazoa, Chordata, Aves, Passeriformes, Estrildidae. The record is from RefSeq and is a predicted model, not a curated record.